Molecule: messenger RNA, 3488 nt
Organism: Micropterus salmoides (largemouth bass)
Lineage: Eukaryota; Metazoa; Chordata; Actinopteri; Centrarchiformes; Centrarchidae
Gene: ccpg1
Product: cell cycle progression 1
Exons: 10
Coding region: 186-2711 (841 amino acids)
Cellular component (GO): membrane
Source: RefSeq, a predicted model, not a curated record
GGCGAAGCGGCGUGCGCUGCGUGUCCAGUUAAAUCUCUUAAAAACUACAUUUUCCGACUACAGUCGGCUUUGCAGUGUUACUGUGGGGAAGGCAUACUGCAAUAACUGUGGAGCUUCUUGUAAACAGCUGUCAAGUCGUUGGGCGCUGAACAACGAUCCCUGUAUAUUGCUGACGAUUGACAGAAAUGUCAGAGACGUCAAGUGAUGCAGAGCUGUCCUGUGGAUGGACCAUUAUUAGUAAUGAGGGUUCAGAUAUCGAGACUUUGGGAUCGGAGGUUGCGGUGGAAUAUGGAGCCGAGCUGUUAGAGCGUCCUCCGUUGGAGGAAGCAGAGCUGCAGGACACACAGGCUGCUGCAUGUGCUGCGGAGUGUGUUGAAGAGACGGUUGCUGCUUCACUUGAUGACACUUUGGGACAACAAACUAUAGAUGAGACGCUUUAUUCCUCAGAGGCCGGAGACAACAUCACAGGGAAAGAGCAUGUGAAUCUGUUGUCCUCCAGCGAUCACUCGGACAUUGUGACUCUCGGAGACUUGAAGGAGGAGGAGCACGCUGAGGCAGAAGAGGAGGCAGGAGCCAACGAGGAGUUUUACCUCGGCACCUCCUGCAGCAGCCAGUACGCCUUCACUGCUGCAGAGACUGGUUUCCCUGCGCAGCAGCCCGCAGUGACAAACUCGAGCAGCAGCGAGGACGAGGCAGGACGAAGCGCCAGUGCUGUUGUCCGGAGACGAAGGUUGAGGAAGAAUACCACAAGCAUUGUGACAGAGCCUGAGGAUGAGGAGGAAGAGGAGGAGGCGGCGGCGGCGCUGGAGUCUGGCCAGAGUGAGGAGGAGGAGAAAGAAGACAAUGGGCAGCAGGAGGAGCAGACAGAGGUUAGACCCGCCGCUGCUCCGGAUGUCCGAACGAAAGGCCAGCGCAGCAGCAUCCUCAACACGUGUAUCCUUAUUACCCUCGUCGUAGCCAUCAGCAUGGGCUUUGGACACUUCUAUGGCACAGUCCAGAUUCAAGAAAGACAGAAAACUGUGAAAAUCAGAGUGAACGAACGCAACGCUGUGAGAGAUCUGCUUCACCGGCAUUUUAGAGAACAACCUUUUACAAAGCAGGGUGACGUUGGUCUGGAUGACGUGGAUGAGCAAAAAGUUAUUUCGCUGCUCACAGAGGUGAUUGAGAAAAUAAAGAGCGAGAAUGAGGCGCUCAACAUCAAACAGGCACACAUUCAGGCCCAGAGAGAUGACUUGGAAAUGUUGCUGAAACAGAAGGAUGAUGAGAGGACGAACAUUAUGUCUCAGCAGCAGAAACUGACUGCCGAGAACCUGCAGCUGAAAAGCUCCCUGGAACGUGAAGAAAGGUCCAUGUCCGCCUUACAGGGGGAGCUGAGGAACCUGCGCUCUAAGAUCAGAGAUCUGGAGGCGAUGGGAGCUGCUGCCGACUCGCUGCUGUCUGAAAACCAGAAGCUGAAAGACCAGCUGGAGGAGGAGAAAAGGCUAAUCAGAAGCUUCCAUGGACAGAGGGAAUACAUGAUGGCUGAAGCACAGACACUGAGGAAGAAGCUCGACAAGGAGAGAGAGGUUACAGAUGAACUGAGGAGAGCGUUAAAUCUGCUGAGAAGUCGCAUCCCUGGAGCUGGAAAGGAAGCCGGUACAGAGGCAGAAGAGCUGCAGUCACGUCUGAGUGAGGUGGAGAAGAGACUGAGCUUCGAGCAGCAGCGCUCUGACCUGUGGGAGAGGCUGUAUGUGGAGACCAAAGAAGAAAGAGCCAAAGGAGACACAGAGUCCAAAGGUAAAAAAACAAAAGAUGGCAUGGCAGGCAAAGUGAAAGAGACAUUUGACGCUGUGAAGAACUCCACCAAGGAGUUUGUCCAUCACCACAAAGAGCAGAUAAAGAAAGCAAAGGAAGCGGUAAAGGAGAACUUGAGAAAGUUCUCAGAUUCCGUCAAAUUAACUUUCCGACACUUCAAGGAUUCGGCUUCGACCUUCAUCAACAAAGCCAGUGGAUUUUAUAAAAAGAAACGUGACGAGAAGAAUACAAAAGAGUCGUGGCAGCACAGAUCCCACAAGCCUCAUCAGAGACACCCACACAAAUUUGACGACUUCUCUCAAAGCAGCCACAACACUCGAAAACCAGGACAUAAAGUUCACGAAGAUGAUCAAAACACCCACAAGGCCAACUUGAAAGGGUGCUCCGGGGUUUUCGACUGCGCCUACCAGGAGUCCAUGAGUCUCUUCAACAAAGCCAUGGAGCCGAUCAGAGCGGACGAAUUCUACCAGCUGCUGCAGAGCUACCUGCAGCAAGAAGUCGACCACUUCCACCACUGGAAAGAACUGGAGACGUUCAUCAACAGCUUCUUCCACAACGGGGUGUUCAUCCACGACCGGAUGCUGUUCACAGACUUUGUCAGCGGCGUGGAGGAGUAUCUGACCGACAUGCAUGAGUAUCACGGCCUCGAUGACGAUGUGUUCGAAGAUCUUGAUGACUACGUCUACCGGCACUUCUUUGGAGAGGCUUACACAAAAGGCCCAAACGGGCCGUUUGAAAGACCCGACACAGACUCAAAGGAGUCGUCGAGGGUGAGGCAUCAACAGCGAAAGCAGCAGAGAGCCAGAUCUCGACCACACAGCGGAUGCAAGUGGAAAAGAUCAGGAAGAAGCGCAGACGGACACAUGGCUGACGUCAAAAUCGAACUGGGUCCUAUGCCAUUUGAUCCCAAAUACUGAAAAUAUCUCUGCUGGUUUAAUAUUAUAGUUGUAGAUUCUAAUUUGGGUUGUAUUUAGAUACAAUGUCUCCCUUUUUUGUAAUUUUGCACAAUGUUCACUUUGUAAAGCUACUGAACGUCCUUGGUCUGUUUUGUGUUUUUCUGAAGUAAUCGUUAUUAGGUUUGAGUGAAAGAUGUGGCACACCUUACAUCAUCUGCACAUCUGUAACACGAGAAGUAGGGAGUUCAUUUAACAUUCUACAAAUGUGAAAAUGAAUUACAUUAUUUUAGUCUUGUAUCUUAGAGACCUGAUGAUUUCCUACAUCAGAUACUCAUCUCCAACCGCAGCACUCAUGUUUAAAAAAAGUUUUAAAAAACAUGUUUGGGAACCAAACUAUUGUUCUGUGUUAAACAAAGACAUGCUACGUUUGGGAUGUUUCCGUGUACAGCACAGUAGAUGUUUUAAUUUGCUGCUACAAAGACCGUUUUGUGUGACGGGUUUUAAUUUGCUUGCGUUAAAAUGCAGUUUUCUUACAUUCCAUCUCGAGCUUGUUUUAACUGGACCUGGCAGGUAUUAUUUGUUUUAUUUAUGAAGAAAAUGACUGAAAAAUAAUUCAACACCAAAUUUAGUUGUGAAUUAUAAAAACAAAACACAUCUGACAAAUGAUAUGUCAAAAUAACGUUUGAGUUUAAACUAUUUAUUUCAGUAGCAAAUCCAUUUAAUGACAUUCUCCUUAAGAAAAUUGCCAUUGUUCCAGUGUUUGUCAGUGCCUUUCAUAAAUAAAGAUGCUUCCUCCAA